This is a messenger RNA of Phaeoacremonium minimum UCRPA7, 558 nucleotides long. Its product is annotated as putative protease s8 tripeptidyl peptidase protein. Lineage: Eukaryota; Fungi; Ascomycota; Sordariomycetes; Togniniales; Togniniaceae. The transcript has a single exon. Bases 1 to 558 code for a protein of 185 amino acids. Gene Ontology annotation, biological process: proteolysis. The record is from RefSeq and is a predicted model, not a curated record. Gene Ontology annotation, molecular function: serine-type endopeptidase activity; tripeptidyl-peptidase activity.
AUGUCGCGACUAGUCGGAGGGACUUUCCUCAAGAGCCGCAAUAUCAGCGACGGUGAAGUUGCAGUGGCUCUCCCCUACGAGCCGAACCCAAAAUUGGACUAUUAUUCUGGCGGUGGUUUCUCCAACGUCUUUGGACAGCCUGCCUACCAAGCUGACGCAGUGUCUCACUAUCUGACGGCGUACCCUCCUCCGUACAGCGCAGACAUCUACAAUAGCAGCGGUCGCGGGUAUCCGGACAUCUCGGCCAUAGGACUCAACGUCUCGGUCGUGCUCUUGGGCGAUGUCUAUGUCGCGGGUGGCACAAGCGCAUCAACGCCUAUCAUCGCGAGCAUCGUCACCUUACUGAAUGAAGCGCGUAUCGCUGCGGCGAAAGGGCCCAUUGGGUUUUUGAAUCCGACCCUCUAUGCGCACCCAGAAGCGUUUAAUGAUAUCAUUGACGGAGGGAACCCGGGCUGUGGAACUGACGGUUUCCAGUGUCAGCCUGGAUGGGAUCCUGUCACCGGGUUAGGAACUCCUAUAUAUCCGAAGCUCGAGGAGAUAUUCUUGAAUUUGCCUUGA